UUCUCUACAAUACAGUUACAGGCCAUAUUCGUGAGUUACCUUACGGUGCCUACUUUUCUAGACCACCCACGUAAAUAAUGGCGGUACCAACACAGCGAUCGAAUUUAAUAGUCACCAAGAGUCAGAGGAAGAGAAGAGAAGGGGAGAGAGAUGGAAGAGGAGUGGCUGGUUCAGGGUCAGGCUCUGAUAUGGGAGCACAUCUUGGCCUUCGCCACCUCAAUGGCGCUCAAAUGCGUCGUCGAGCUCGGCAUCGCCGACAUCAUCGAGCAGAACGGCGGCCCCAUGACUCUGCACCAGAUGGCUAACCAGCUGCCGACGCCCUCGCCGGACCUCCACUGCCUCCGGCGCAUCAUGAGAGUCCUCGUCCACAAACGCGUCUUCGCGCAGCACCAGCCCACCGGCAACAGCGGCGAGCCCACUUUCGGCCUGACUGCAGCCUCCAGGUGGUUGGUCAAGGACGGGGAGCUCACCCUGGCGCCCAUGGUCCUCAUGCAUAGCCACCUCACCUUCUUGGUUCCAUGGCAUUGCUUCAGCAGGUGCGUGAUGGAGGGCGGCGUGGCCUUUGAGAAGGCCCAUGCUGGCGUCAAUCUCUGGGGGUAUUGUUCCCGUGACCCUGGAUUUGGCAAGUUAUUCAACUCCGCCAUGGCCUGCAACACCAAGCUCGUGACCAAGGCGAUUAUAGACGAAUACGAGGACGGGUUCCGGCAACUCAGCUCGCUUGUAGACGUCGGCGGCGGGGUCGGAACUGCAGUCGGCGCGAUCGUCAAGGCGUAUCCACACAUCACGGGGAUCAACCUGGACCUCCUCCAUGUUGUGGAAACUGCACCAGACUAUGAGGGCGUCACCCAUGUGGGUGGUGACAUGUUCGCUGAGAUUCCCAAGGCCGAUGCCGUCUUCAUGAAGUGGAUUUUGCAUGACUGGGAUGAUGAGAACUGCUUGAAGAUACUGAAGCAAUGCCGGAAAGCGAUUCCAGAGGAGACGGGCAAACUGAUAAUCGUGGACGCCGUGUUGCAGCCCAGCGAAGAAGAGGCGUGGGCCGAUACGCGGAUUCUCUCCGACUUGGCGAUGAUGGCGCACACAUCCGGUGGAAGGGAGAGGACGGAGAUGGAAUGGAAGAAUCUGCUGGAGGAAGGAGGGUUCAAUCGCUACAACAUCAUCUCCCUCCGUUCCCUUCCAUCGCUCAUAGAAGCGUUUCCCAACUGAGGCAAAGAAUAUUGAACCAGCUGGUAGCUCCAUGGAUGGAGUUGAAGAAGUUGCCCAAGUAGGAUGGCGGCUCCAAAGCUCUUGUGAUUGUAGUGAAAUGGGUUUGAUAAAAUAAGUUAGUUGCCGUCCGGUUAAAUCUUAGUUCCUGGCCGUGCUUAGUAUCGGUUCAGGCGCCUUUAAUUUAUGUUCUGUGCAA
This is a messenger RNA of Nymphaea colorata (pocket water lily), 1399 nucleotides long. RefSeq names its product (R,S)-reticuline 7-O-methyltransferase-like. The record is from RefSeq and is a predicted model, not a curated record. The coding region runs from base 151 to 1203 and encodes 350 amino acids. Gene Ontology annotation, molecular function: protein dimerization activity; O-methyltransferase activity; S-adenosylmethionine-dependent methyltransferase activity. Gene Ontology annotation, biological process: methylation. Lineage: Eukaryota; Viridiplantae; Streptophyta; Magnoliopsida; Nymphaeales; Nymphaeaceae. The transcript is spliced from 2 exons.